UGGUGCUAGCCAGUUCAACUGCAUUCAAUCCCCGCCCAUUAUUUAAGACUCAAAAUAAGCCCAGACACCGACAUCUCCUCUUUCUCUGGAAUAAACGCGAAGGAAAUUGGUCAAAAAAUGGCAAACACAGCUCUGCUGCUAAUGAUGUUAAUGAUCACCUCCUUGUUGAUGGCCUUGACGGAAGCUUCGUGGGCAGAGUCAGUCGAAGCAAAAAAGGAGGCCACGCCUUUGGAGACCAUAACCAACCUCCAGUUCUACUUCCACGACACAGUCAGUGGGAAGAACCCCAGUGCCGUACGGGUGGCACAAGCCGCCAACUCCGACAAGUCCCCAACCCUCUUCGGGGUUCUGCUUAUGGCCGAUGACCCCCUUACUGAGACGCCGGACCCUAAUUCCAAGCUCGUGGGACGGGCGCAAGGGCUGUACGGGUCAUCCGGCCAGCAGGAAUUUGGCCUCAUUAUGGCCAUGAGCUUUGCGUUCACAGAUGGUACAUUCAAUGGUAGCUCCAUCAGUAUUUUUGGUAAAAACCCAGCUCUACACCCGGUUCGGGAGUUGCCGGUUGUGGGUGGAACCGGGGUGUUCCGACUGGCUCGUGGAUAUGCAAUUGCCAAGACUUAUCGGCUUGAUAGCACUGGUGAUGCAAUUGUAGGAUACAAUUUCACUGUAACUCAUCAGAGCUAGUUCCAUACUCUCUUACAUAAUUUGGUUCUCAUUUCACUUUUAGUGA
This is a messenger RNA of Rosa chinensis, 727 nucleotides long. Its product is annotated as dirigent protein 23. The coding region runs from base 118 to 681 and encodes 187 amino acids. Lineage: Eukaryota; Viridiplantae; Streptophyta; Magnoliopsida; Rosales; Rosaceae. The record is from RefSeq and is a predicted model, not a curated record. The transcript has a single exon.